Mesorhabditis spiculigera is the source of this 537-nucleotide messenger RNA. Lineage: Eukaryota; Metazoa; Nematoda; Chromadorea; Rhabditida; Rhabditidae. The record is from the annotation of a GenBank genome assembly.
AUGGCAAUGAUCCGGCGUCUGUCGACAAAGCUGAAGCUGACCAAAACCACCUCCAUCGACUCGGCGGUGUUGAUGAACGACCUGCACGACGAGGUCCGCGAUCCUAGCCGAUCGGGCGGACGCCGGUAUACUGAGAUGAAAGCGCGUGGACGGAAUCAGCUGCCGCGCGGGAGACGCCCGAUGUCGGCACCGCCGCGUCGGUAUUCAGAAGACUUUCUCGAGGAUUUCGAGUACGAGAAGCAACAACCCAUAGAGCCCAACCAGCAAUUCGUCACCCGCAUCCACAUCGACCCCGAGGAUCAGCCUCAACCUUUAGAGGCGACGCACCACUCCGCGCGCUACCCCGGCAUCGAGCAGUUCAGCCUUCUAAACGCCGUGUUCGCCGUCGAGGAGACGGACAGCGGGCGGGAGAGCUUUGGUAGUCCAUCGGACCACAGCCCCCGCUCCUCGCCACAGCCCCGUCCCUACGUCUGGAGCCCGCGACACGCCACGCAACACCAGCCCGUGCGGUUGACGCACAGUUGCGUGGAGCAUCUU